This is a messenger RNA of Lycium ferocissimum, 1323 nucleotides long. RefSeq lists its product as uncharacterized. Lineage: Eukaryota; Viridiplantae; Streptophyta; Magnoliopsida; Solanales; Solanaceae. The record is from RefSeq and is a predicted model, not a curated record. The transcript has 2 exons. Bases 1 to 1323 code for a protein of 440 amino acids.
AUGGGUAUGGCUAUCACAGCUUACAAAAUUAAGCAUGCUGGAGAUAGAUAUGCUGCUUCUUUAAUUAUUUCUGGUUUCACAGGAAUGUUAAAAAAUUGGUGGGAUAAUUAUCUCUCUGAAGAUAAUAGAGCCCAAAUUUUAGGAGCCAUAACCAUAGGUUCUGUAAUGAAAAUGGAAGGAAAUAACCAAGUAGUCAUUGAGGAAGCAAUGGAAGAUGCUUCAGCAACACUAAUUUACAGUAUUGCUAAACACUUCAUUGGAGAACCAAAACUUUUCCAAGAUAGAAGUUUAGAAUUAUUAAACAAUCUUAAAUGCCCCAAAUUAGAUGAUUUUAGGUGGUAUAAAGAUAUGUUCUUAGAGAAAGUUAUGAUAAGAGAAGAGUUCGUGGUAAUGAUUUACGAAAAAGAAAGAUUUAUUAGCGGUCUACCUUCAUUAUUCGCCGAAAAGGUUAGAACCAAAAUCAAGGAUAGGUUCAAUGGAAGAAUCCCAUAUGAAAACCUUACCUAUGGAGAUAUAAUUAGUUAUAUUAAUGUAACGGGAUUGGAUCUAUGCACAGAUUUAAAACUAAAACAUUUCUUGAAAAAAGAUCAACAACAAUCUCGAAAGGAUUUAGGGAGCUUUUGUCAAGACUUUGGUUUUGAGAAAAUCUCUGCUCCAUCCAAAAAAUCGAGUAAAAUAGUAAAGAAAUCUACUACUUCAAAACCUCAUUAUAGGAAAAAGAAGAAUAUUCGGAGAGCGAUAAAAAAGCGCAUCAUGGAAGGAUUAAUACCUACUAAAUAUUUGGAAAAGAGUACUUCUAAGUUAUACUCCGCCACUGGAGAAAAACUGAAAAUAGAUUACAAAUUAUCUAAAGCCCACAUCUGUAAUGAUGGAAUUCGUUUUAUCAAUAAUUUUGUGGUUACCCAAGAUAUAAAUGAACAAGUUAUUUUAGAAACCCCAUUUAUAACUCAGAUAAAACCUUAUUAUGCUGGAUUAGAUGCAAUCUAUACCACCAUCUUAGGAAAGGAAAUUAGAUUUCGUUAUUUAUCUACUAUUUCUCAGGAUGAAAGUGAUUUUGUUAAAUCAAAAACCAUUUUCAAAAUAUGUUUAUUGUCUAAUCAGAUUUCAUACUUAAAAGAUGAAAUUAAGAUUAAAAAGAUCGAACAAACUUUAAAAACCCCGGUGAUAGAAAGGAAAAUAGCAAGUUUUCAAGAAAAACUUGAACAUGAAGUUUGUUCAGAAUUACCAAACGCUUUUUGGGAAAGAAAGCGACACAUUGUUGAACUACCAUAUAUUGAUGGAUUCAAUGAACAGGCUAUCCCUACAAAGGCAAGGCCUAUCUAA